This is a messenger RNA of Alternaria incomplexa, 2295 nucleotides long. It is a transcript of the gene FAT1, whose product is annotated as long-chain fatty acid transporter fat1. The coding region runs from base 1 to 2295 and encodes 764 amino acids. The record is from RefSeq and is a predicted model, not a curated record. The transcript has 4 exons. Gene Ontology annotation, molecular function: long-chain fatty acid transmembrane transporter activity; long-chain fatty acid-CoA ligase activity. Lineage: Eukaryota; Fungi; Ascomycota; Dothideomycetes; Pleosporales; Pleosporaceae.
AUGCCUUCCGAGAACGAACGACCAACCGAUGAGAUGACGACCCUUCAAGCUCAAUGCACAGCCAAGUCAUUCCAUGAGCAGCUUUAUGAACACCAUAGGAGGGCGGCGACUACCCCGGAUAUAAUGGGCCAGAUUAUCAGACCUGAGCCAGUUCUGUACCAUCAGCAGAGCUACAUACGCCAUCGGUCUGGAUGCGUAUGUACCCUUCCUUCCUCACCAACACAAGAGUACAAACGCUUUGAGGGUGAAUACGAGACGGCAGAACAAUUCGCUCAGGAUUGGAACCCAGCAAAAUUCCCCAAAGCAAAAGAAUGGGCAAACGACGAUUUCCGCUCAGCGAUACAGCACUGGACUUUUGAUCGCAAUAAGAAGAACACACCUGAAGCUAUUGAUGAAGCAGAAGCGGCACUGUAUGAUCCAAACAGCGGUUCCUGGGCUGGUACGCAAGAGUGGGUUAGAGAACAACACGUUUGCGAGACAGUCAUCUACCUCUAUCCUCUCGUGGUAUUCUCGGAUGUUGACUAUCUUCAAGUACCUAUAAUCGCCGGAGCAGCAGGCACAGCAGCCCUAGGAGCCUACCUCAACGCGAAAUAUCAUAUUGCCCAUGACCUCAGGCGUAAACGCGGUGCUCUCUCGCCGACACAAGAUGUCCUCGACUUUAUCACCGACCGUGCAACUCGCAAACGUGCUCUCACGUACCACGCUUUCGAAGACCAGGUCCGCAACCGGCCGAACCAUCCGUUCCUCAUCUUCGAAGGCAAAACCUGGUCAUACAAGGAGUUCUUUGAUGCAUUCACCAGGGUGGGGAAUUGGUUGAUAGAGGACCUGGGCAUACAAGCUGACGAGGUGGUUGCUGUGGAUGGCGGGAAUAGCCCAGAAUUCCUCAUCGCAGACGCCGAUGUCAAGAGCAAUGUCGAGCCAUGCCGUACGGAUCUCGAGGAGACCGGCAUCAAGAUCCAGUACUACGAUCCCUCGUUCUUCGCGUCGCUACCGAACCCGACUAUUAUACCAGACUCGCGCCGCGAACACGUUACUAUAGAGUCCCUCCGCUCGCUACUGUAUACUUCCGGAACGACCGGGCUGCCCAAAGGUGUGACUUUGAGCACUGGUCGCGAGCUCUUGACUGGCUACAGCGCCGCCAAAUACCUCGAACUGAAACCGGCAUCCAGAAUGUACACAUGUAUGCCACUUUAUCACGGGGCUGCGCAUGGCCUUUGCGUUACACCGAUGGUUCAUGCUGGCGGUACAGUCGUAUUGAGCCGGAGGUUUUCGCACAAGACCUUCUGGCCUGAAGUCGCAGCUUCAGAUGCGGAUAUCAUUCAGUAUGUCGGCGAGCUCUGCAGGUAUCUACUCAACGGCCCGACGAAUGCAUUCGAGCGGAAACACAAAGUAAAGAUGGCAUGGGGCAACGGCAUGCGCCCUGACGUCUGGGAACCCUUUCGUGAGCGUUUCAACAUACCCAUCAUCAACGAAUUAUAUGCGGCUACCGAUGGAUUAGGGGCGACAUUCAAUCGCAACGCUGGUCCCUUCACGGCGAAUAGCAUUGGUCUCCGAGGCCUGAUCUGGAAUUGGCGGUUCGGCGACCAGGAAGUGAGGGUGAAGAUGGAUGUUGAUACGGAAGAGAUCAUGAGAGAUGCAAACGGCUUUGCAAUCAGAUGUGGAGUGAACGAGCCGGGCCAAGUGCUGCAUAGAUUAACGCCGGAGACGGUGGCUACUUCACCAGGCUACUACAAGAACGAAGGUGCCACAGAGAAUAGGAGAAUUAGGGAUGUGUUCGAGAAGGGUGAUAUAUGGUUCAAGUCUGGAGACAUGAUGCGACAAGAUGCCGACGGCCGCGUCUUCUUCGUCGACCGUCUAGGUGAUACAUUCCGUUGGAAGUCAGAGAACGUAUCGACAAACGAAGUAGCCGACAUGCUCGGAAAGUUCCCGCAGAUCGCUGAAACGAACGCAUACGGCGUCCUUGUGCCUGGAUACGACGGCCGAGCGGGGACUGCAUCUAUCGUUAUGGCAGAUGGAGUCACAGAGUCAACAUUCGACUUCGCAGCCCUGGCAAAGCACGCGAAAGCGGUCUUACCGAGUUAUGCAGUGCCGCUGUUUCUGAGAGUGACGCCUGCAUUAGAGUAUACGGGUACUUUAAAGAUUCAAAAGGGUAGGUUGAAGACGGAGGGUGUUGAUCCGGAUAAGAUCACUGGAGAGGAUAGGCUGUACUGGCUACCGGAGGGUAGUGAUCGGUAUAUUCCAUUUACGAAGAAGGAUUGGGAGGCUGUAGUGGAGAAGAGGGUACGAUUGUCAUAG